This is a messenger RNA of Galleria mellonella (greater wax moth), 4708 nucleotides long. RefSeq names its product sodium- and chloride-dependent GABA transporter 1 (gene Gat). Lineage: Eukaryota; Metazoa; Arthropoda; Insecta; Lepidoptera; Pyralidae. Gene Ontology annotation, biological process: sodium ion transmembrane transport. The coding region runs from base 416 to 2242 and encodes 608 amino acids. The transcript is spliced from 12 exons. The record is from RefSeq and is a predicted model, not a curated record. Gene Ontology annotation, cellular component: membrane.
CAUAAAUUCUUUCUACGGCUGACAGUUGCACAGUUCACAUGUUCUUCAUCCUGUGGUGUUUGCAAUGUUAGCGGCCAACAUCACAUUCGUGUUGAAGCAUGUGGCUGAACAACACACAUUCGACAAAAGGUCCGCCAUUUUGACGCAACGCAGGGAGCCGCCAUUCCGUUAAUACACCAACUUUAGAACAAUGCAUGUUGUGCGGUGUACUGUGUUCGUAUUAUUGUGUCUGUGAUGCUGUGUGUGUGUUUUAUUUAACAGUACGUAACUGACAGUGUUCCUGAUCUAGUCCACGCAUCCAAGUAAAAAUGUUAAUACAGUUCCCUUAAUAUAAAUAAAUAGACUAAAGAGAGAUAAAGGUGAAUACACUGACCACGGAUUCGAGAAAGAAGUAGUGAGUGAAAAAGAAAAAGAAAUGGACACGAAAAACGAUGGACGUAGUGACGACAUAGAAUUAAGCGCGCAAGGAACUAGUAAAAAACCUAGUGAAGUGGCAAUCAAAUCCGAUUUACCUGAACGAGGAUCAUGGGCCAGUAAGCUUGACUUCAUCCUUUCUGUCAUCGGUCUGGCCAUUGGUCUUGGCAAUGUUUGGCGGUUUCCCUACUUGUGCUAUAAGAAUGGAGGAGGUGCUUUCCUUAUACCCUACUUCCUUACCCUUAUCCUGGCCGGCAUACCUAUGUUCUUCAUGGAAUUGGCGAUGGGACAGAUGCUUACUAUUGGUGGAUUGGGAGUAUUCAAGAUAGCGCCAAUUUUUAAAGGUAUUGGAUAUGCGGCAGCGGUGAUGUCCUGUUGGAUGAAUGUUUACUACAUCGUGAUCCUCGCUUGGGCUAUCUUCUACUUUUUCAUGUCUAUGCGAUCAGAUGUCCCAUGGCGAACUUGCGACAACUAUUGGAACACUGCCACUUGUGUGAACCCCUACGACAGGAAGAACCUCACGUGCUGGUCGUCACCGGUCGACAUGAGUACAUUCUGCAUGCUCAAUGGAAAGAACAUCAGCAAAGCUGUCCUAUCUGACCCCGUCAAGGAGUUUUGGGAACGCCGCGCUCUUCAAAUUUCGAGUGGCAUCGAGAAUAUUGGCAACAUUCGUUGGGAACUGGCUGGCACGUUGUUGCUUGUGUGGGUUCUCUGCUACUUCUGCAUCUGGAAGGGAGUCCGCUGGACAGGAAAGGUCGUGUAUUUCACGGCUUUGUUCCCUUACUUCUUGCUUACUGUGCUUUUGAUUAGAGGUAUUACAUUGCCCGGCGCGAUGGAGGGUAUCAAAUUCUACGUAAUGCCCAACAUGAGCAAGCUUUUGGAGUCUGAAGUGUGGAUAGAUGCUGUCACCCAGAUCUUCUUCUCCUAUGGCUUGGGAUUAGGCACUCUCGUCGCACUUGGAAGUUAUAACAAGUUCACAAAUAACGUUUACAAAGACGCCCUUAUAGUAUGUUCUGUGAACUCUAGUACGUCAAUGUUCGCUGGAUUCGUAAUAUUCUCUGUGGUCGGCUUCAUGGCUCACGAGCAACAACGGCCCGUCGCAGAAGUCGCUGCGUCUGGACCCGGUCUUGCUUUCCUCGCGUAUCCGUCAGCCGUACUUCAACUUCCCGGUGCUCCACUCUGGUCCUGUCUGUUCUUCUUCAUGCUGCUGCUAAUUGGCUUGGACAGUCAGUUCUGUACUAUGGAAGGCUUCAUCACAGCUGUUAUCGAUGAGUGGCCAAAACUCCUCAGACGAAGGAAGGAGAUCUUCAUAGCUAUUACCUGUGUAAUAUCUUACUUGGUCGGGUUGUCUUGCAUUUCUGAGGGCGGGAUGUAUGUGUUCCAAAUUCUCGAUUCCUACGCUGUAUCCGGAUUUUGUCUCCUAUUCCUGAUAUUCUUCGAGUGCAUCUCCAUAUCUUGGGCUUUCGGCGUGAACCGGUUCUACGACGGUAUCAAGGAAAUGAUCGGAUACUAUCCUACAAUCUGGUGGAAGUUUUGCUGGGUUGGAUUCACACCUGCUAUAUGCAUUAGCGUGUUUAUUUUCAACCUCGUGCAAUGGAAGCCGAUUAAGUAUAUGAACUACGAAUACCCUUGGUGGUCUCACGCUUUCGGCUGGUUCACUGCAUUGUCUUCUAUGCUGUGCAUCCCUGGCUACAUGGUCUACUUGUGGCGUACCACUCCUGGGACUAGGCAAGAGAAAUUCAACACGAUUGUCCGAAUUCCUGAGGACGUUCCAUCUCUGAGAACCAAAAUGCAGGCGGAGGAGCUAGCGAAGCACGGAAAAGCUUAAACUAUAUCUGUUACUUAGACCUUAUGGAUCUCAAGGAGAUGAGAGAAAUGUAUGUGAAAUAAGGCAGAGAUUCUAUGCUCUUGCAUGAUUAAUUUAAUAAUACCCAUUAUGUCGAAUGCCACCUUGGAGGUAUUUCACUUAUUUUUAACAAGUCAUGCGAUGCAGUUGCAACAGCAAAAAAAUUUAAGCAGCGCAAAUAUUCAGAUUUAGAGAAGAACUGUACUUUAGAGCUGCUUUGAGUUAAAGCCAUAAAAUCUUGGAAGCUGAAGAGACUAUCAGACCAUUUAAAAAAAUCUCUGAUCUAAGUGAUCAGAGAUAUUGUCUUUGAAAAUUUGUGUUAUUUUUUUUUAUGAACUACCUGUUAUUUAAAAUACGAAGCAAUUAAAUAAGCAAUUAUCAAUAGUGGUUGAAGCUUUUUUAAUUAUUAAGUGCUAUAAUUUAAACAUGCAAGAGUAUUUAAUAUCAAGAAAAUGGAUAAACAUAAUAUUCUAAAAGAUCACGCACAAAUUUUUAACACAAUUAGAUGUGCCAUAAUUAAAAAAAAAAAAAACAUAUUUUUAACGUAUCAUACCUAAUACUAAGUUAAUAUACCUUUCUUCUCAUACAAUGAUUAGAAACUUAAUGGCUUUAAUUUUAUAGAAAUGUAUUAACUAUAUACUCCAGUUAUUUAGACAGUCAUUAUUAUUGUAUAAUUUAUGGAUAUAUAGAUUUAUUAGACCGUAUAUGAAUUAUUAUAACUGUAGCAUCUAUCGAUGGUUUUAGGCAGAUAACCAUACUAACCUAGUUGAGUUAUUUUGAUACAAAGAAUACCACCACAUCUUCAGUAUUGAUGGAAAACGAUACAUUUCGGUUUUACAAUAUUACUAAAAUACAAAAAACGAUUCUGGGAAUAACUCAAGCUAGAAUCUAAAAUACACAAUUAAGUUUUCUUAGGAUAUAUUGACGACUUUUGUUGGGUGCGUCGCGACGCGUUCAUGUAUGUUUAUAUUUUACGAUAUAUUUAAGGAGCGAUGUUAAAACUAUUAAUGUUAAAUAAAUAUUAAGUGUACGAGUGUUUUAACAGUUUACUAUUAUCGUCUUCCAUAUAACUAAAUCAUUUAGAGGUUUAUUAUCUAUAUUGUAACUAUUACUGUCAUGUUUUUAAUAAAGAAAAAAAAUAUAUAUUUGAAUGUUACCAAUUGACUAUGAGUCUUUAUAAUCUUAGUUAAAUCUUAACUAUUAUCCGUUGUAACUAAUGAUUUUACGGUAAAAUAGGUGAAUAUACUUAAGAUUAAUUGUAAAAACAUAAUUACAAUUUCUCUUAUGUUUAUUUGAAAUAACAACGAAGUAUACAUAAAUGAAUUACUACAUUUCAAAAGGUUUUAUAUUAUAUUAUCCAUUUUAUUCGUAUAUGUUUGAAAUCUUAUUAACUAUUGCCUAAAAAAAUAUAUACUUAGCAUUCAUAAAAAUAUAAUUAUAAACGUGAGUAAUGUUAAUUGUUAUCUAUAUAUGAUGGAUUUGUGUGUUAGUAUCAAUGUUUAGAUAUUAGGUUUUGUUUACCACGAAAGUAAAAAGCAAUGAGAUAUUUUGAAUCUAUGGUGUUGUACGUAGUAUAAGGUGGUGAGAAUAUUAUAGCUUUUGAUGUAUUUAAUCAGAGUUAAAUCUAUAAACGGCUAUUGCUCUAUAAUAUUAUAAAAAAAAUAUAUUCUAGGCCUAACAUAUAUCACUCGUGUAAGGUUUUAAACAAUAUUAAUAGAUAUGUGAGUUACACUGUCUUUGAUGUUAGGUUGUUAAGAUAUACCUACCUAUUUCUUUGUCUUACAUUUUGGUUUGUCAGCUUUAAUUAUUAUAAUUGUCACAAUAAAUUUCAAAUUUAUUAAAUCUUUAUACGAUGUGUAUCUUUGAUUAAGAAUCAUGAUUUCAGUAUUUGAACAAUUGCAUGAAUGAGAGUUAAUUGAAAUCUAUACUAAUGAAAUAAGCGUGAAUUUCUGUGUUCCGAACGAGACCAAACCUCUUUACAAGUAAAUCUAUUUUACAUACAUAUGUAGAUUUUUUAUAAUAAAAAAAAAACCUUUCGACAAAAAUUUACAUAAUAAAUCGUCUACGUAUAUCCUUCAAAUAAUAUUAUGGAUGACUUAAAAACUAUAUUAGCUAUCUCUUAUUUUGGUACGGAAUUAUUGAAAAAAAAAUAUAUAUUCAAAUUUUUUUCUAGAAAGUAACAGAGUUGAUUUAAAUCAAUUGACAAUGUUAUUCAUAAAAUAUAAUAUUUGGUUUAUUUUAAUCCACUUUUAUGCAUAUUUUAUAUAGUAAUAUUCUAAUAAAAUUUGAGAUGAAAAUACAUUUAAACAAUACAACAUAUGAAUUUAGAGUGUUCAAACUAAAUGUAAUAAUGAAUCUGUGUCUAUUUGUAACGUCAAUUUCUAUAUUUAAAAUUAUAAAAAAAAAAAAAAAAAAAUAUAGUGAACAUUCGUAAUUGUUUAACAAAAA